Messenger RNA from Penicillium nucicola, 1086 nucleotides. RefSeq lists its product as uncharacterized. The record is from RefSeq and is a predicted model, not a curated record. Bases 1 to 1086 code for a protein of 361 amino acids. The transcript is spliced from 2 exons. Lineage: Eukaryota; Fungi; Ascomycota; Eurotiomycetes; Eurotiales; Aspergillaceae.
AUGAGAGGCGUUGAUAUUUUAUCUGCUUCAAUACUGCUGUGCGGUGCUACAGUCGCCCAAAUAACUGGACAGCCAGAGCUCGCCCUUCAACCUCAACAUACACUGAAAACUUCCGACGUGAAUGAACCACUUGAAUUCCGCGGCUUCCAACUAUGGAGCAAAGUGGACAAACUAGACGCCAAACCGCUUAGCCCGGCUUGUAAAGCAUCCAUGACACGGAGGAUUCACUGUCACAAGAAGACGCGAUCCCUACAGCGGCAGCUUGGACGUCGGAGGCGGGGCUCAGGUCUGGGAAGCGAAGCGCUGAGCGACCUUGUCUGUGACAGCCGCUGUGGGGAGUCCAUCGCCGCGUGGGUUGAGAGCGUCGAGCGCGAUUGCGCGACGUUAGAGGAGAGGAUGCUCUUUCCGUCCAUGCGGGGUGGACAGCUGUGGGCUGGGUGGAACGAGACUUGUCUUAGGGACGAGAGAACAGGAAGAUAUUGUGGUGAUGUGAUGGACGAUUUCACAACCUCUUCCAUCUAUGACAUGCCCGUCGGAGAACUCUGCUCCUUCUGCAACGUGAAAUGGCACCAAAUGAUGCAAUCAUCGCCCUACUCCCUCUACGACAAGAACUACAAAUCGUACCUCGAACACAUCAACAGCGCUUGCAACCUCAACCUCCCAACAGCCAUCCCCAGUCUCAUGGUCUUCGAAAACCCAUAUGUAGAACGGGACCGGUACUGCCCGACCCGUCUUUCAUAUACCACUUCAGCGGGAGACACGUGCGACAGCAUCGCGGCGCAGUUCAAGGUUGCCUCGGCAGCUGUUCGAGUGAUGAAUUGGCCGCUUAUCGACUGUUUCUCUAUUCCCCGGGCUACGAGGCUGUGUAUCCCAUUCGGGUGCAAGACUUAUACCCUGAAGGAUGGGGAUACGUGCAACUCAAUUGAGCGGGAGUUGGACUUGAAACCGUGGUGGCGACUAUCUGCGAUCCGACAGUAUAACUUUUGGGUAAAUGAGGAUUGUUCAAAUCUGCUUGAGGUCAGUGAUACUCUUUAUGGGCGUGUCAUCUGUGUUGGCCCGACGGGUCAGUCGAUCCUAUACACGUAA